AUGAGAGGACUCUUUAUUGUUUUGGAAGGAUGUGACAGAUCUGGAAAAUCAACUCAAUGCCAUCAACUUGUGAAACAGCUUCAAGCAAAAGGAUAUUCUGCUCAGUACCGCAAUUUCCCUAAUCGCACAACACAAACAGGCAAGAUGAUUGACAGUUAUCUUCGACAAGCAACAGAACUGGAUGAUCAUGCUGUACAUUUGUUAUUUUCUGCAAAUCGCUGGGAAGCAAUGAACUCUAUAAAAGAUACAUUGGAAUCAGGCAUCACUCUUGUCGUCGACCGGUACGCCUUCUCCGGUGUUGCGUUUUCUUCAGCAAAGGGCCUUGAUUUGAAUUGGUGUAAGCAGCCUGAUGUUGGUUUAUUGUCUCCUGAUGUGGUGGUUUUCUUGGAUCUCUCGAUUGAUGAAGCUGAAAAGAGAGGUGGCUAUGGUGAGGAACGGUAUGAAAGACGCGAAUUACAGACCAAGGUCAGAAACCAGUUUAUGAAAUUGAAGGACGACACAUGGAAGGUGGUCAAUGCGGCCCAGUCUGCAGAGCAAGUCGAGAAGGGGAUUUGGUCUAUUGUUGAAGCUGCCCUGAGCACAAGCACAAAUCAACGCAAAUCACUUUUGUAUAGUCUCUGGAAGGAUUGA
This is a messenger RNA of Phycomyces blakesleeanus NRRL 1555(-), 630 nucleotides long. RefSeq lists its product as hypothetical. The transcript is spliced from 3 exons. Lineage: Eukaryota; Fungi; Mucoromycota; Mucoromycetes; Mucorales; Phycomycetaceae. The record is from RefSeq and is a predicted model, not a curated record. Gene Ontology annotation, molecular function: ATP binding; dTMP kinase activity. Gene Ontology annotation, cellular component: cytoplasm; nucleus; cytosol. Bases 1 to 630 code for a protein of 209 amino acids. Gene Ontology annotation, biological process: dTDP biosynthetic process; dUDP biosynthetic process; dTTP biosynthetic process.